AUGAUAAAUUCCAACAGACUUUCCGGUGAUAUUCCAAAGAGCAUAGCUACUCUCAGAAACUUGCAGAGCCUUUUGGUCUACCAAAAUAUGUUCUCUGGAGAAAUCCCAGAAAUCUUUUCUAAUUUAACACGACUUUCCGAAAUUGCAAUGGGAAAUAACCAGUUUUCUGGUAAAAUUCCCAUCAGUUUUGGAGAUUGUCAGCAGCUACAAACAUUGGACCUGUCUUGGAAUCGGCUCAAUGGAAGCAUACCACAAGAAAAUUUCAAACUUUCUGGUUUAAAAUACUUGAUUUUGGUGCAUAAUAUGCUUUCGGGUCCUCUCUCAAGUGAAGUUGGCAACUUGAAGCACCUUCAAGUAAUUGAUGUCCCUGAGAAUAACUUGUUCAGGGAUUUAACCUCAUCCAUCAGUGGCUGUUCAAGUUUGUUAUAUCUCAACAUUUCAAUGAACAACAUCAGUGGUGAAAUCCCGAAUUCAUUAGGAAGUUUAAUACCACUAGAGGUUUUGGAUCUCUCUUACAACAAUCUUUCAGGGCCAAUUCCACAAGACUUGGAAAAUCUUAAGUCACUCGAGAUGUUGAAUUUGUCUUUCAAUCAUUUGGAAGGAGAAGUUCCAACAGGAAACAUCUUUUCGAACAGCAGCUUGUUUUCGAUCGAUGGUAACGGUGAGCUAUGCAGUAGUGAUCAAGAAAUUGCCAGAAAUUUGGAACUCCCUCAAUGCAAGACAGAGGGAAGACAAAGGAAUCAUCACUCGAUCAGAAUUUUAACUCCAACUGGUGGAGCUAGUCUGUUAAUAUGUUUGGUUUUCUGCUUCGUGUGGACUUUGAUAUCCAGAAGGAAGAAACAGCGGGUAAAAGGCUGUAAAUCAUUGCUUUCGGUGAAAGGGUUGCCGCCAUUGAUAACUUACUCUGAUAUUCAGCUUGCUACAAACAAUUUCGCAGCCAAUAAUAUACUUGGCAAGGGAGGUUUCGGUUCGGUUUAUGAAGUUAGAUUCAACAAUUGCGAUAAUGGGACCAACCUUACACUUACCGUCAAGGUGCUUGGCCUGCAACAAACCAAAGCCGUUCAAAGUUUUCUUGCUGAAUGUAAGGCCUUGAGAAGUGCUAGGCAUAGGAACCUUGUGAAGGUCAUCACCUCAUGCUCAAGCGUCGAUCAUAAAGGAGAUCGAUUCAAGGCUUUGGUUUACGAGUUCAUGCCAAACGGCAACCAAGAGAAGUGCCUAUGUCCAGAACACGUGGAAUCCGGGACUUGUCUGACCUUACUGCAAAGAUUGAAUAUUGCCAUCGAUGUAGCUUCCGCCAUGGAUUAUUUGCAUAACGACUGCGAACCACCAGUUGUGCACUGCGAUUUGAAGCCUGCGAAUGUGCUUUUGGAUGAAAACAUGGCAGCUCAUGUAGGCGAUUUCGGAUUGGCAAGGUUCCUUUCUCCAACUCCAUCCCAAAGGGAGAACAGCACAAUGAGAUUGAAAGGCUCGGUUGGUUACAUAGCUCCAGAGUACGGCCUAGGGAGCAAAGCUUCAACCAGUGGAGAUGUCUAUAGUUUUGGCGUUCUUUUGCUUGAAAUAUUCAUCGCCAAGAAAUCAACUGAUGGGAUGUUUAAAGAAGAAUUAAGCUUAAAAAAAAUCAGCUUGGAUAGAAAUCAAGUUAGAGACAGUUGA
Hibiscus syriacus is the source of this 1653-nucleotide messenger RNA. Its product is annotated as receptor kinase-like protein Xa21. The record is from RefSeq and is a predicted model, not a curated record. Gene Ontology annotation, molecular function: ATP binding; protein kinase activity; protein binding. Bases 1 to 1653 code for a protein of 550 amino acids. Gene Ontology annotation, biological process: protein phosphorylation. Lineage: Eukaryota; Viridiplantae; Streptophyta; Magnoliopsida; Malvales; Malvaceae. The transcript is spliced from 3 exons.